This is a messenger RNA of Aplosporella prunicola CBS 121167, 2304 nucleotides long. RefSeq lists its product as uncharacterized. The record is from RefSeq and is a predicted model, not a curated record. Lineage: Eukaryota; Fungi; Ascomycota; Dothideomycetes; Botryosphaeriales; Aplosporellaceae. The transcript has 2 exons. The coding region runs from base 100 to 2181 and encodes 693 amino acids.
GUUGUCUGAUAAAAGGCGAGUGGCUCUACGUACUGACUUUUCUUUCCGAUAAUUUCAUUCUUUUUGAUAUAUCUCGUUUGCAUCACCUCUCAACUCAUUAUGGAGAAUUACAGUGCUGCAGAUACGUCACGAGCAUUCACACCAAGAAGUAUCAGCAUCUCGGAAUAUCAAAUGCCAAUCCCCGAUAGCAGCUGUGGCAGUAUAUCACGACAAGAAUGGACCACGGAUGGGUACACUCAAAUAUCCGUGAAUACCUCCCCUCGGAGCUCGAUAACUCUCCAAGAUGCCGAACGGAGAGUUCUUCCCGCCCAAGAAAGCGAGUACGAACGACAAUCGACAGAGGAUCCAUUGCCGGGUGGCAGAUUGUCAAACCUCACUAUCUCCAGUUGGCUCGGUUCCAUUGGAAAAAAGCACCGUCAAAGAAAUUCUACACUUUCGGGCUGGUGGUGGGAGACCGCAAGCAUUUCACUCAGCGCCGUUUGUGUAGGCCUCAUCGUGGUCAUACUUGGCAUAAUAGACGGCAAGGCUUUGGCGGAUUGGAAGCUCCUGAUUAAGCCAAACUCAGUCAUCGCUAUUCUUUCUACGGUUGCAAGAUCCUCCCUCCUCGUCCCAAUCGCCGAAUGCAUCAGCCAGCUUAAAUGGACACAUUUUUCUUCCUCCGCUAGGAGCCUCAGUCACCUUCAAAUCUUCGACGAUGCGAGCAGAGGCCCCUGGGGCUCCCUUACAUUCCUUUGGAAGGUAAGGCCUACAGCAGUGAUUGCUACUGCAGGCGCGCUUGUCACGAUUAUCACACUCGCCUUUGAACCAACGGCCCAGCAAAUUAUUGAAUACCCUUCGCGCAAUGCACCUCUUGCCAAUGCUACAUCAUCAGUAGCAAUUGCCACCGGGGUCUUUCCGAGAUGGAGUUAUAGGGACUGGAGUGGGAUCUAUAUAUCCCCAAAUAAGGAGUUAGACGAUAUUGUGCUAAAUGAAAAGGCAGCUUUUCACAAACUCGUGACGACUAUGUUCUCAGAUAGCGCCGUCUAUGAGCAACCACAAAUUAACUGCCCAACGUUGGACUGCCGUUGGACGAACCUUACCACCCUCGAUAUGUGUUCAAGCUGUAGGAACUACACGGUAUCAGCUUCAGAUUCGCUUGAGUGUAACUACACGUUCAAACGACCUAAACCACAGUCUAUGUUUAAAUACUAUUACCCGGAUCCUAAUACACCAUCUUUCGGCAAUUUUACGGCCCUACAAGAUUACCUUUCGACACAUAAAGUGGGCAAUCUUGACCUAUUCGCAGACUGUUCAUAUGGUCAAUAUCCAGGAGUUGAAAUCAAAAAUGUUGAUUUUAUAGACAGUAGGGAUCUAUACCCCAUACGAGCUACACAAGUGGAAUAUGAACUUGUACCAAAAAUGCUUACUAUGAUUGAAGCGCGAAUCCUCAACAGCAGCAGCGUCAUGUAUGGUAACAUAACUGCCGAUAUCACUUUAUGUCAAAUCGAAUUCUGUCUUAACCGCUACGAAAGCCUCACACUCCAAGACGGACAGCUCUCCGAAAAGCUCUCCUCUACGGAGAAACUCGCCUAUGUAGGUAGAAAGGACAGCGCCUACAGCAAGUUGAAAGCGUUGUCCGACGCUUGGAAGCCAUCGUCCACUCUAUAUCCUAUUGGUGACGAUUGGGGUUCCGUUGCAAUCUACCUCGAAAAACUUCUAGACACCUCAGCAACACACGACGACUUUACUUUCUUCGACUCCGGAAAACUAGCGUAUCAGUACAUUUCCUAUAGGGACUUGCGAACGGUCUCGACGAACAUAGCACAUGCGCUCAGUAGCAUGCUCCGCAGUGAACGAAACCUCAACAUUACUUUCGUGGAAGGCGAUGCCUACACCCAAGAAACCUACAUCCACGUCCGCUGGGCCUGGCUGUCCUUCCCCAUCUGCAUCGUUCUCCUCACGACAAUGCUGCUCAUCACCACGAUCAUCCAAAGCAUCCAGAACGGAAACGCGCUCUUUAAAUCAUCUCUCAUAGCGCUGCUCUUCCACGGACUCGAAGGCUGGAACAAAGAGGAGCUCGAUGCUACGAAAGACACGGAACACCAGGAGACACCGCAGAGUCUGAUCAAAAGAGCAAAGAGCAUGCGCGCGAGAUUCGAGCGUGCAGAGGAUGGAGAGCUGAAGUUCUUGAGGGCGGAUUAGGUGCAAGGAACACCGGAAUUCCAGAAUGCUCGGCACUGUUUUACUUCUGGUCACACUACGGCUCAUCACUGUCCUUUUGUCUUUGACUGCUCGAGCACACUUCACGAAGGGACAUUUCAACUC